Molecule: messenger RNA, 3132 nt
Organism: Aspergillus pseudotamarii
Lineage: Eukaryota; Fungi; Ascomycota; Eurotiomycetes; Eurotiales; Aspergillaceae
Product: putative long-chain fatty acid transporter
Exons: 6
Coding region: 1-3132 (1043 amino acids)
Biological process (GO): biosynthetic process
Molecular function (GO): long-chain fatty acid transmembrane transporter activity; long-chain fatty acid-CoA ligase activity; pyridoxal phosphate binding
Source: RefSeq, a predicted model, not a curated record
AUGGUUCAAGUAAAGGAAUUUGCCGUGGAGCAGUGGAUGGAUAAACAUGAACAUCAUGCCAAGUACAACAUAGCAGAGACAUGCUGUGCCUCUAUUUCAGUGAAGGAUCUACAAGAACUUUCCGAGGAUAAAUCUCUGAGCCCAUUAGAUCUCUCUACCAAGCUUACGUAUGGUGCUAUUCGAGGUUCGGAACGGCUUCGAGGGACCUUGGCCAAUCUCUACUCGGUCAAAACACCCACUCGAUUGCCUUCUGAUAAUGUCUUAAUUACACCGGGUGCUAUUCAGGCCAACUUUCUUUUGCUUUAUUCAUUGGUUGGGCCGGGGGACCAUGUCAUCUGUCAUUACCCCACAUAUCAGCAGCUUUACUCGGUCCCAGCAUCGCUCGGAGCCGAGGUGAGCCUGUGGAAAUCGAAGGAGAAAGACGGGUGGAAACUGGAUCUUAAUGAAUUGAAGGAGUUGAUCCGCCCCAACACCAAGCUGAUUAUCCUGAAUAAUCCGCAGAAUCCUACUGGGGCUGUGAUUCCUCAGGCUACGCUGGAAGAGAUCGUGGAGAUUGCGCGCAGCUCGUCGAUCUUUGUUCAUGCCGAUGAAGUCUACCGGCCUAUCUUUCAUUCCAUUACUCCUAUGGAACCUGAAUUUCCGUCAUCGCUCCUUUCUCUGGGAUACGAACGUACAAUUGUAACUGGUUCAAUGUCCAAAGCGUAUAGCUUAGCAGGCAUCCGCGUGGGAUGGAUAGCCUCUCGUGAUCGGUCUGUUAUUGAGACAUGCGCUUCUACGCGGCACUAUACUACCAUCUCGGUGAGCCAAUUGGACGACGCCAUUGCGAGCUAUGCCCUGGAUGCAAGCUGCAUCCACAAUCUCUUAAAGCGGAAUAUCCAAUUGGCGAAAACGAAUCUGGCUAUCCUUGAAGAUUUCAUCGAAUCUUAUCGAUGGGCCUGUGAGUGGGUCAAACCACGCGCAGGAACAACAGCAUUCGUGCGAUUCAGCAAAAUGGGGAAACCUGUUGAUGAUGUUGCCUUUUGUGAAAUGCUUCUAGAGCGGACUGGCGUCAUGUUUGUCCCGGGAAGUCAGUGUUUCGGUGAGGGAGAGGACUUCAAGGGUUACGUCCGGAUCGGAGUGGUCCAAGAAACCCACGUGUUAGAGGAGGGAUUAGAGGUGUUAAGAUCUUUUAUGGAGGACGGUACAGAUAUUCCUCUUUCUAUCGCUACCCCUGCUGUUGCCACCACACUCGCAUACUUGAACGCUAAAUACUCACUGUUCUAUGAUGUGGCAUUAAUCGGGGGCUUGAUCAAGUCCAUUUUCAAAUCUCGCUUGGCAGAGCGUCGUGACCAUCUGAACCUCUUCUAUGUACUGGAGCAGCAUGCCCUGUCUCCGGCGACCAAGGACAACCAAUUCAUCGUCUAUAAUGGCCGUGCCUGGACCUUUUAUGAAACCUACGUCAUGGCGUUGCGGUAUGGCGCCUGGCUUAAGAGAGUUCACGGAAUCAAGCCCAAGGAGAUCGUCGCGAUGGAUUUCAUGAAUUCUUCGACCUUCCUCUUCCUUCUUCUGGGACUCUGGAGUAUUGGCGCCGUGCCCGCGUUCAUCAACUACAACUUGUCAGGGAAACCCCUGACACACUGCGUCAGAACUUCGACCGCCAGAUUGCUGGUAGUUGACGAGGAAAUCCGUCAGCAAUUUACGCCUGAGCAGAUGGAGACGCUGGGUUCACCGGACUUCCGUGAAGGUGGUGGGUCGGUCGAUGUGGUCUUUUUCACACCCGAAGUGGAGUCCCAAAUCAUACAGAUGGAGGCCACGCGCGAAGAUGACAGCGUCCGAAAUGGUCCUGCCCUCCGUGACUUGGCUUUGCUUAUAUACACAAGCGGUACUACCGGCCUACCGAAACCCGCUAUCGUCAGCUGGAGGAAGUGCUGGACCGGCGGCACAUUUGUCACCCAUUGGUUAGGGUUGGCCAAGAAUGACCGUUUCUUCACAUGCAUGCCACUUUACCACUCAUCCGCCUCGAUCCUGGGGUUCGUAACUUGCUUGCUGGGCGGGUCAACCCUGAUCAUCGGCCGCAAGUUCUCCGCUAGAAGCUUCUGGCGGGAAGCACGGGAGAAUCAAGCAACAAUUGUACAGUAUGUGGGUGAAACCCUGCGGUACUUGAUGGCCGUUCCGCCUGAGAUUGAUCCUGUCACCGGAGAGGACUUGGACAAGAAGCAUAAUGUUCGCGCAGUGUUCGGGAACGGCUUGCGACCUGAUAUCUGGGGCCGCUUCAAAGAGCGUUUUAACAUCCCCACGAUUGCUGAGUUUUAUUCAGCAACCGAAGGCACCAGUGGGUCCUGGAAUCUCUCCUCCAACGACUUCACAGCAGGGGCAAUCGGGCGAAAUGGCUCGCUUAGUAGGCUGAUUCUAGGAGGCGGCCUGGCCGUUGUUCAGGUUGAUCAUGAAACGCAGCAACCCUGGCGGGACUCAAAGACGGGGUUCUGUAAGGAAGUGCCACGAGGCGAGCCCGGCGAGCUGCUGUAUGCCAUCAACGCGGCAGAUCCUGUAGAGACUUUCCAAGGAUAUUUUAAGAACUCUAAGGCUACCGAAAGCAAGAUUGUUCGUGACGUGCUGCGAAAGGGUGAUGCAUACUUCCGCACUGGUGAUAUGGUGCGGUGGGACACUGAAGGCCGGUGGUACUUCAACGACAGACUCGGUGAUACCUUCCGGUGGAAGAGUGAAAAUGUGUCCACAAGUGAGGUUGCCGAGGUAUUAGGAGCACACCCAGAUGUGCAUGAAGCUAACGUCUAUGGUGUUGCGCUGCCUAAUCACGACGGACGCGCCGGCUGUGCCGCCAUUAUUCUGCAACAACAGCACCAGGCCACCGACCCAUCGGUGCUCAUACCCCCCACCCAAGAGACACUGAGCAGUCUUGCAGCUCACGCCCUAAAGAAUCUACCUCGCUUCGCAGUCCCGCUUUUCCUCCGUCUCGCGCCGGAAAUGCAGGGAACAGGAAACAACAAGCAGCAAAAGCAUGUACUGCGAACCGAAGGCGUAGACCCGUCGCUGGUCAGUACUCCGGACAAGCUGUACUGGCUCCAAGGGGACAAGUACGUGCCCUUUAAGCAGAAUGACUGGAGCCGCUUGCAGGGUGGACAGGUGAAGCUGUAG